AUGGAGAACAUGUUUGAGAUGUCUGACUUAGGCCAAAUGACAUAUUUCCUAGGAAUGGAAGUGUUUCAAACUGAAAAUGGAAUCUUCUUAGGACAGAAAACUUUUGCUGCAAAGAUCCUAAGCAAGUUCUCUAUGGAGAAUUGCAAGCCAGUAAGUACACCUGUGGUUGUUGGAACAAAGUUAUCAAGUCAAGUGGAUAAUGAAAAGCAUUUUCGAGCAGCAAAAAGAGUACUUAGGUACAUCAAAGGUACCCUGAGUUAUGGCCUGUUGUAUAGCAAGACUGAUAGGCUAAGGCUAGUUGGCUAUACUGAUAGUGACUGGGCAGGCUCAAAAGAUGACAUGAAGAGCACUUCAGUUCAGAAGAGAAACUGGCGGAUAUUUUUUACAAAAGCCCUUAGUUUGACACGAUUCCUUCAUUUGAGAGCUGAAAUGGGAGUAUGCAACAUGCUAGCCAAGGAGGAGAGUUGA
Gossypium arboreum is the source of this 468-nucleotide messenger RNA. RefSeq lists its product as uncharacterized. The record is from RefSeq and is a predicted model, not a curated record. NCBI's taxonomy places the organism in Eukaryota, Viridiplantae, Streptophyta, Magnoliopsida, Malvales, Malvaceae. The transcript is spliced from 3 exons. The coding region runs from base 1 to 468 and encodes 155 amino acids.